AUGUCCUUAUCCGAAUUAGCUAAAAUUGCUCCUAACGUCGAUUGGGGACUUUAUGUCAACCAUCUUUCUCCUACCAAUGCCCCACAUCCCGGUAAAAUCGUGGUGACUUCCCCAACCUAUAUCGAACGUGUCUCUUCCGAUUUGCUCUCGCAAAAUGCACGUACAUUACAAGCUUAUUUCCUCUGGCAAACCAUUUAUACUUACUCGGAUGCACUUGGACAAGACAUCCGUAGUCCCAUUCAUCGUUUGAAAUCCAAGCUGAUUGGAACCAACCCUAAAUCGGUGAAACCUCGUUGGGACACCUGUCUUGACGAAGUGAAUGCCUCCAUUGGAUUUUUGGCGGGUCGUUACUAUGUGUUGCAAGCUUUUGGUGGCGACGCUGCUAAAAGAGACGCUGAUGAGUUUGUAAAGUCUAUCAAGGGAGUGUUUGUGGAUCGUUUACCUGAAUUAUCCUGGUUAGAUGAACCCACACGUGAAAAGGCGUUGGAAAAAGUGGAUUUGUUGAUCCGUAAAGUAGGGUACCCAGAUACGUCACCCAAUGUCAUGUCGCCAGUCUCUUUAUCCGGUUACUAUGGCGAUUUGAGCUUGGACAAGGAGGAUUAUUUUGGUAAUUUUUUGAAUGCUCGUCAAUUUGGUAUUGCACAGGAAUGGCAACAGGUAGGCAAGACCCCCGAUCGUUCGAAAUGGCUCAUGAACCCUCAAGAAGUCAAUGCGUAUUUCAAUCCUUCCUUCAAUGAGAUUGUGUUCCCCGCCGGUAUCUUGCAAAACCCCUUUUUUGGCAAUAAUUACCCCGAAUACCUGAACUAUGGCGGUAUCGGUGUUGUUGUGGGACAUGAAUUAACUCACGGUUUUGAUAAUCAGGGUCGUCAUUUCGAUGGACAAGGUCGUCUGAUUGGUUGGUGGACAAAUGAAACAGCUGUCCAAUUUGACGAGAAGGCGAGUUGUUUUGUUAAUCAAUAUAGUAAUUUCACCAUGGUGGAUGAAAAGGGUCAACCUAUUCAUGUGAAUGGUAAAUAUACUUUGGGUGAGAAUCUAGCAGAUAAUGGUGGACUUGGGCAAUCGUUCAAUGCUUGGAAACAACGUUAUGACAGUGACAGGGAGAGCAAAGUCUACAAUAAUGUGCGUUUACCUGGUUUGGAUCGUCUUUCUCCUGAACAGUUGUUCUUUGUCAAUUUUGGUCGUAUUUGGUGUAAUAAGGUCACACCUGCUCAAGCUAAGAAGGGCGUGCUUACGGACGAACAUGCUCCUGCUAAAUGGCGUGUCAAUGGCGCUGUUCAAAACUCGGAUAUCUUUGCCAAGGUCUUCCAAUGUCCUUCUGGUUCUCCCAUGAAUCCCAAAGCUAAAUGUGAGCUUUGGUAA
Mucor mucedo is the source of this 1359-nucleotide messenger RNA. RefSeq lists its product as uncharacterized. NCBI's taxonomy places the organism in Eukaryota, Fungi, Mucoromycota, Mucoromycetes, Mucorales, Mucoraceae. The record is from RefSeq and is a predicted model, not a curated record. Gene Ontology annotation, biological process: protein processing. Gene Ontology annotation, molecular function: metalloendopeptidase activity. Gene Ontology annotation, cellular component: plasma membrane. The transcript is spliced from 2 exons. Bases 1 to 1359 code for a protein of 452 amino acids.